GGACGGGGCCGCCCGGGCUCCUUCGCGGGCAGGGGCAAGGCAGGGUGACCCCGCUUGGGGCCCGCCCAGGGCGCGGCCGCCGUCAAGGGGGUAGGCUAGGAGGGCGGCUGUCGAGCGGGGCCUCGAGCUGCAGCCCGGGCCGGCGGAGUCAGGAUGGCGUGAACGGCCUCUCACCAGCUCUACCACGCUGGUUCCCGAGUCCGACUAUUAGCUAGCUUCCGUCAUUCAUCAAUACGAGUUUAUUGGGCAUCUAGCGAGCGCCAGGCCACGUGCCGGAGCCGGGAUCCUGUGGCCGGCAGUGGCCGCGGCCCCAGGGUUCAGACGAAUACGGGGGAACGAGCUAGCCCCGAGGGCGUGGGACGGGGGGGGGGGAUCACCGGGGAGGCCUAGACGAGCGCGUUUAGGAAGAUCGGGGCCGUUUACGGAAGAUCGGGGCCGUUUAACACAGACGUGGGCACUUGGACCCGGAAGGACGCCCUCUCGGCCACUCCGGCUGCACUGCGGGGUCUUAGCCCUCGCAGGGACGCAGGCCGACUAGCUAGAGCAACCGCUGGCGGGGUUGUGCCCUUAGCCGGGAAGAGCUCGUAGCAGCAGGGAGACCCGGAGCUGAAAACGCCGCGAUAGGUGCGAGGCGCUCGGGGCGUGCUAACGCGCCGCUGGGUCGUGCGGGGCGGGGCCACGUCGGGGGCGGGCCCGGUUCGGCCCAGCCCUCCGCAGCCGGAACGCGGGAACGCGGAGCGACAGGAAGACCGGACCUUGAGAGGGGCGCUGUGGGCCGGACCGCCAAGGGGUGCGCGCCCGGAAGCAGCGGGUGGACAGCCAGAGGGACCAUGGCCCUCGCGGCGCUUGGAGUUUCCGUUCGCGCUCUGCGCUCGCGGAGUUGGCCUCUGGGAAUUUGGCAGACACAGAUUAGAGAUACCCACCAGCGAGCUUCAUUAUUGUCCUUCUGGGAACUCAUUCCCAUGAGAGCAGAACCUCUGCGAAAGAAGAAACGGGUAGAUCCUAAAAAAGACCAAGCGGUAAAGGACCGUUUGAAAAAGAGGAUCAGACGAUUGGAGAAAGCUAGCCAGGAGCUAAUUCCCAUUGAAGAUUUUAUUACACCUGCGAGGCUCUUGGAUAAAGCAAGACAGCGGCCUCACGUAGAGCUUCCCUUUGAGGAGAGUGAGCGGAGAGCUCUGCUUCUGAAGAAGUGGUCUCUGUACAAGCAUCAAGAGCAUGAGAAGGAGAGGCAUGCCAUCAGGUCCAUGCUUGAGUCCCAGCAGGAAGCUCUGCAGGAGCUGCAACUCAUGUCCCCAGAGCUACAUGCGGAGGCCACGAAGCAGGACCCCAAUUUGUUCCCCUUUGAAAAAGAAGGGCCAGAUUACACGCCACCAGUCUCCAACUACCAGCCCCCUGAAGGCAGGUACCAUGAUAUCACCAAGGUCUACACACAGGUGCAGUUUAAGAGGUAGAGCUGCCGGCGCCUGUCCAUAGAACACACUGCCCUUGAGAGCUGGAACGACCAGGGCUCGAGCCUGCUUGCCACAGAAUCAGGCAUGCUGUGAAUAAAUACGCUUAAACAAG
This is a messenger RNA of Ailuropoda melanoleuca (giant panda), 1563 nucleotides long. It is a transcript of the gene MRPL40, whose product is annotated as mitochondrial ribosomal protein L40. Gene Ontology annotation, cellular component: mitochondrial large ribosomal subunit; mitochondrial ribosome. Lineage: Eukaryota; Metazoa; Chordata; Mammalia; Carnivora; Ursidae. The transcript is spliced from 4 exons. Bases 831 to 1451 code for a protein of 206 amino acids. The record is from RefSeq and is a predicted model, not a curated record.